Messenger RNA from Onychostoma macrolepis, 2062 nucleotides. It is a transcript of the gene irf5, whose product is annotated as interferon regulatory factor 5. The transcript is spliced from 10 exons. Gene Ontology annotation, biological process: regulation of transcription by RNA polymerase II; immune system process. NCBI's taxonomy places the organism in Eukaryota, Metazoa, Chordata, Actinopteri, Cypriniformes, Cyprinidae. The record is from RefSeq and is a predicted model, not a curated record. Gene Ontology annotation, cellular component: nucleus. The coding region runs from base 266 to 1822 and encodes 518 amino acids. Gene Ontology annotation, molecular function: DNA-binding transcription factor activity, RNA polymerase II-specific; RNA polymerase II cis-regulatory region sequence-specific DNA binding; protein binding.
CUGUCGUCUCAUGCCUGUGAAAAAAAACAACAUGGAUAUGAGAGAGUCCUGCUGGAGAGCUGCGAUCAGUCAGUCCUCGGCCAUUUGAUCCGCUGGAGCUGAAAGGACGCACAGACGCGGAUCUAAACUCACCUGAUCCAUAUGUGUGCGUCAGGUAAACGCUGAACCGAGCUCGAGUCACCGUCUGGACACUUUUCAGUGCAGCUGACCAAAAGAACAGUAUUCACCAUUACUACUUCCUCCAAAGCCCUCGUUUUCCAGUACCAUGAGUGGUCAACCACGGAGGAUCCGUCUGAAGCCAUGGCUGCUGGCCCAGAUUAACAGUGGGAAAUACCCAGGACUACACUGGCUCAAUCAAGAACGCAGACUGUUCCGGAUCCCAUGGAGACAUGCCACCCGCCAUAUGCCUACCCUGGAGGAGGAGAACACUAUAUUUAAGGCUUGGGCUCUGGAAACAGGCAAGUACCAAGAAGGAGUAGAUGACCCAGAUCCAGCCAAAUGGAAGGCCAACCUCCGCUGUGCCCUAAACAAAAGCCGAGAGUUCGGACUCCACUACGAUGGCACUAAGGACACCCCCGUCCAGCCUUAUAAGAUCUAUGAGGUGUGCGACCAGUCAGUCAAUGGAGAUGCUGGAGAUGAUGAGGAAGAGGAGCUACAAAACUUUGUCAAACUCUCCAUUGACCCUUCCAGCUACUCCUAUCCUCCUAGAGUCGAUGUUCCGUUCACCUCUUCUAUUGCCGACGGCUAUAAUCCCACCCACCAUAACCCUCCAAUGAACCUCUUAGGAGAAGUUGUCCACAAUAACCCCAGUGGAGGUGCUUCUAUGACCUCUCACCUCUCCCAGCCCAGCACUGGACCUUCGGCUGGUUCUUUGGCUGAAUUUCCCAGUCACAGGGCUAUCAAAGUUGAGCAGACGCCAUAUCCCGUUCAUGGCGGGGGACUUCCGAAUGGUCUGGGAAUGGGGACUGGAGUCAUACCACCUCCUGGUCUUCAAGAUGUAGUCACUCAUUCUGUAGGCCCUCCAGCCAUAGUGGACAGCCCAAUGCAAGAGGUGCCAGCUCAAGUGGAGAACCAGGUUCAUCCCUGCAUCUCAGAGUUGCUGAGCAGUCCGCACAUGUUACCCUUGACUGAUCUGGAUAUCAAGUUCCAGUACAGGGGUCGGGCAGCUGCUUCUUUGACCGUCAGUAACCCUCAGGGUUGUAGACUUUACUACGGUAACCUGGCUCCCACACCAGAGCAAGUAGAGCUGUUCGGUCCGGUAACACUGCAGCAGGUGCUGUUUCCUGGAACCGCAGAGGUCCAGAACGAGAAGCAGAGGUUCUACACUGAUCAUCUGCUGGAUGUGAUGGACCGAGGGCUGAUUUUGGAGAUCAGGGGACAAGAUAUCUAUGCCAUCAGGCUGUGCCAGUGUAAAGUGUUCUGGUCUGGGCCAGGUGUGCCCGAGCAGGGUCCGCCCAAUCCAAUGGAAAGAGAGAUGAAGAUCAGGGUCUUCAGUCUGAACAACUUCCUUCAGGAUCUCAUUUUGUAUCAGAAAGGAGAGACGCCCACUCCACCACCCUUUGAGAUCUACUUCUGCUUCGGUGAGGACUGGCCAGACAGGAAGCCCAAGGAGAAAAAGCUCAUCAUUGUCCAGGUUGUUCCAGUUGUUGCAAGAAUCCUUACAGAGAUGUUUUCAGGCGAGCUUUCGUGGUCGACAGACAGCAUUCGGUUGCAGAUCUCCAACCCUGACCUGAAGGACCAAACAGUGGAGCAGUUCAAAGAGCUCCACAGACUUUUGCAGAGUCAAAAUGCGCACCCCACCUGGGCUCAAAACAUCCACUAACUGAAAGAGGAAUCAAUUUUCUUCCUUUACAAAAACACCAUCUUGUUAAUUACCUGCUCAGAAUUUGAGGUCCUUUUGAACACUGGAAUAUAUAGGUGCCCUCUCUGAUGCCAUACUGAAAACAUUUCCAUUGGAGACCAAACUUGACAUUUCUUUUCCCACAUUUUUUUGUUGUUGUCUUCAUGUAAACUUGUCUUUUAAAAUGUUGUAUUUCAAUAAAUGCCAUUGCAGUAUUUUAAA